Molecule: messenger RNA, 4101 nt
Organism: Balearica regulorum gibbericeps (East African grey crowned-crane)
Lineage: Eukaryota; Metazoa; Chordata; Aves; Gruiformes; Gruidae
Source: RefSeq, a predicted model, not a curated record
AUUGACUUUCAGGUAUGUGAGAAGUCACUGUGGCCCACAGCAAUCAGUAGGAAAAAUCAUAAAUUCAAUAUGGCACCCAUUUUAGAUUGGAAGAAGCUUAUGAAAGUUGAUCCAGAUGCUCUGCCUCAUCAAGAGGAACUAGCGGACAGAUUGCUGGAGAACAUAUCCAAGGUUGAUGGCAAAGACUUAAAAACUGAAACUCUGGAACAACUGAUACACCUUUUUAAAAUUACUCAGUCACUAAUGAAGAUGAAAACUCAAGAGGUAGAGCUGGCACUAGAAGAAGUCGAAAAAGCUGGGGAAGAGCAAGCCAGAUGUGAAAAUCAAUUUAAAACAAAGGUGAUGAAACUUCAAAAUGAAUUAGAGAUGGCACAAAGAUCUGCUGGUGGUCGUGAUACUCGGUUUUUGCGUGAUGAGAUCCACCAACUGGAAAAACAAUUAGAACAAAAAGAGAGACAGUUAGCAGAUCUAGAAAAAGAAUUGGAAAAAGAGAAGAAAGUGAAUGAACAGCUUGCUCUUCGAAAUGAAGAUGCUGAAAAUGAAAACAUCAAAUUAAGGAGAGAGAAAAAACGCAUAAAGAAAAAGAAUGAACAAUUGCGUCAGGAUGUAGUUGACUAUCAGAGGCAAAUAGAUUCUCAAAAAGAAGCAAUUCUAUUACGAAGAGGAGAGGAUUCUGAUUACAGAUCACAGUUGUCCAAAAAGAACUUUGAGCUUGUCCAGUAUUUGGAUGAAAUUCAGAAUUUGACUGAAGCUAACGAGAAGUUAGACAUUCAAAACCAAGAGAUGAGGAAGAAUCUUGAGGAAUCAGUGCAAGAAAUGGAGAAGAUGACUGAUGAAUACAACAAAAUGAAACUAAUUGUGCAACAAUCUGAUAUUGUUAUGGAUCAGUUAAGAAAAGAGAAAGAACAGUACAAAUUUCAAGUUCAGGAGCUUGCAGACCAGCUGAAAGCAAAGAAUGAGGAAGACGAUCCACUCAUGGCAGCUGUAAAUGCAAAAGUUGAGGAAUGGAAGAAAAUCUUAUCUUCAAAAGAUGAUGAACUCCUACAGUGUCAGCAAAUGUUGUUUAACUUGAAAGAGAAAAUGAAAAUGGCCCAACUUGAUGUAGACAGAAACAGUAUACUGGCCCUUCAGCAGGGUGUGCAAGAGCGAGAUGCUCAGAUAAGAUUGCUUACUGAGCAAGUUGAACAGUAUACCAAAGAAAUGGAACAAAAUGCAUUUGUUAUUGAGGAAUUAAAAAAUGAUCUCCAAAAAGAUAAAGGUCACUCAUCUCUUGCUCAGCAGAAUCGUAUUGGCGAUAUGCAAGAAAAGUUAAAAGUGCUAGAAGAGAGAACUAAGGAGGCUGAGAAAUCAGUGGAAUUAGCAGAAGCAGAUGCUAGAGAAAAGGACAAAGAGCUCGUUGAGGCUCUGAAACGAAUGAGAGACUAUGAAAUGGGGAUAUAUGGUUUGGAAGAGGCUGUUGCUGAAAUAAAAGAUUUUAAAAAUCAAAUCAAAAUACGAGAUCAUGAGAUUGAAACAUUAGUUAAGGAAGUCAAUAAACUUGAACUUAAAAUAAAUGAUUUUCUUGAUGAAAAUGAAGAACUCCGAGAGCGAUUAGGUCUUGAGCCAAAGACAAUGAUUGACUUAAAUGAAUUCAGAAACAGCAAAGCACUGAAGAAGCAGCAAUAUAGAGUUGAAAACCAGAUUCUUUUGCAAGAGAUUGAAAGACUUGAAGAGGAAAGGAUUGAACUGAAAAAACAGGUUCGUAGGUUGGCUCAGGAGAAAGGAAGAAGAGUUGCAACAAUAGGACUGGAUGCUGAUGAUAUGCAGAUAACUGAUAGCUUUUCUGAAGAGAAGGGAAUGCAUAAGAGGAAGUUGGAUUUCUUGAACAGACAUGAUAUUGCUGAACUAAAAGCAAAGAAUGAGUAUCUUGCCAAUGAAUUAAGUGUGAGAGAGAGAGAUUUGGAGAAGAACAGGACUGUAAUAGCCAAAUUUCGAUCUAAACUAAAAGAAUUAUCAGAAGAGAAUAAACAACUUGAACAAGGAAUGAAAGAAAUAUUGCAAGCUGUCAAGGAAAUGCAGAAGGAUCCUAGUGGGAAGGGAGGAGAAACAGCCUUAAUAAUCCCUAGCCUGGAUCGUUUAGUUAAUGCAAUGGAAUCAAAGAAUUCAGAAGGAAUCUUUGAUGCUAGUGUGCACUUGAAAGCUCAGGUUGACCAGCUUACAGGACGAAAUGAAGAAUUAAGACAGGAACUGAAAGAGACUCAGAAGGAGGCAACAAAUUUCUCUAGUCAGCUGGCAAAUGCAAAUGAAAAGAUUGCACAACUGAAAAAUGAAAUUUGCUUAUUACGUCAUUCAGAAGGUGCCAAUACUGUCUUCCGAACAGUGAAUCUUCCAGAAGGAAUGGUUCCUUCCAGUGUUAAUGUGAUUAAUUCUUUGAAUGAAUAUUUAAUACACCUUUUACAGGAACUGGAAAAUAAAGAACAGUUACUUAAACAAUUAGAAGAUGCAGUAGAGGACUACAAGCGAAAAUUUGCAGUAAUUCGUCAUCAACAAGGCUUGCUGUAUAAAGAAUAUCAAAGUCAAAAGGAAAGCUGGCAGAAAGAAUCAGAAGAUAUGAAAGAGGAAAAGAAAAAGCUAGAAGAGCAAAAAGAACAGGAUGCUACAAAAAUAAAGGCAUAUUCUAAUUUACUCAACGCACUUCAACUGGAUCCUGAUGAAACAAAAAAAGCACUUGCAGAAAAUAAUAGAAAAAUAACUGUUUUACGAGUUAAUGAAAGGUCACUAACAAGGCAGUAUACUACCUUACUUGAAACGGAACGGCAUCUUAGAAAAGAAAAUGAGAAACUAAAGGGUGAAAUAACAAAUAUGGAGACUGCAGUUAUGGGGAAGAUUGGAAGCUUGCAACGAUUCAAGGAAAUGGCUAGCUUUAAGAUUGCAGCUCUGCAAAAAGUGUUGGACGGUAGCGUGCCUUUGUCUGAGCUAGAACUGGCUAAUAAGCAGUAUAAUGCAUUAACUGCUAAAUACAGAGAUAUGUUACAAAAAGAUAACUUGCUCGUCCAACGGACAACAAACAUGGAACACAUGGAGCAUGAGAAUAAAUCCUUGAAAGCACAGAUAAAUUUAUUGAAUAAAGAACUGGAGAUCACGAAAGAGAAACUUCACACUGUAGAACAGGCUUGGGAACAGAUGACUAAACUCGGAGAUGACAAUGCCUUGGACAAGGCCACAAAAGCUAUAACUAACAGUGAGAUUUUGUCCAUUUCUAAGAAAAUCACGAUGUUGGAAAUGAAGGAACUAAAUGAAAGACAGAGAGCAGAACAUUCACAACGAAUGUAUGAACACUUAAGGAACACUGUAAAGCAAAUAGAAGAACGUAAUUUUGAAUUGGAAACAAAAUUUGCUGAGCUCACCAAAAUCAACCUUGAGGCACAGAAAGUGGAACAGGAAUUAAGAGAUGAACUGUCAAAGAGUGUAAGUAAGGCAGUAAGCGAUGCAGACAGACAACAAAUCAUGGACCUAGAGAAGCGUGAGAUGGAACUCAAGCUUGAAGUAUCAAAGUUAAGAGAACUGUCAGAUGUAGCAAAAACACAAGUUGAAGCUCUGGAGGCACGCCAGCAAUACAGAGAUAAAGAAGUGGAAUCUCUUAGAAUGCAAAUUUUAGACUAUCAGGCACAGUCAGAUGAAAAAUCAGUUAUUGCAAAACUACAUCAACAUAUCAUAGCCCUUCAAGGUAGUGAAUCUGUUGCUGUGGGCAAAUUGGAGAUGCUUAAAUCGAAAUUACAGAAGAUGGAGAUUCAUAAUCUACGUUUAGAGCAGAAGCUUGAUGAGAGAGAACAAGCCUUGUAUUUUGCCCGACUGGAAGGAAGAAAUAGAGCCAAACAUCUGCAACAGACAGUUCAGUCUUUGCGGCGACAGUUUAGUGGUGCUCUGCCUUUAGCACAGCAAGAAAAAUUCUCUAAAACAAUGAUUCAGCUACAGAAUGACAAACUGAAGAUUCUGGAAGAAGUUCAGCAUGCCCAGCAGGAGCGUCGAAGUGCAGAAAACAGAGCAUUAGAGAUGGACUUAAAACUGAAAAGUUUAGAAGAAUUAGUAAGUGCAUUGAAGGAUACAAGAGGAGCUCAAAAG